CGUACGUACGUUCUUAGUUUAGUUUGUUCGUUCGUAUUGUCGCAGUCACAUCGCUCCGGUGCCCGCGCUUCGACAUUUCCCGCCAAAAGUGACGUAACAUAUCCGUGAUCUGUGUGAAUAUGUCAGUGACUUUUUAAAUUAAUUUUUUAAUAGCAAAAUUGUGAUCGAAGGAAUUUUUACAAGAUGACGGCUGGGAAUGAAGAGCAUGAGCCUCUAAUUACAUCGUCUGUCGACAAUCAGCGUGUGGCCUACAGUAAUUCACCACCGGAUGACCGCACACCAGAAUCUUCUUCACCCCGCGGCAGUGGCGGAGAAGUGACGCUAGCUAUACCAUCACACCGCAACUAUGGCGCCAUCGGAGGCGUGGAGAAGGUCACAUACACCUGGGCAGACAUCAAUGCCUUUGCCACCGAGUCUCGGUCCAGGUCCCGUAGAAUUUGGAACUUCUGGAAGCCCUCCGCAAGUGGGAUGUUCCAGCAGAGGAAACAGUUGUUGAGGAAUGUAAAUGGAGCCGCCUACCCCGGCGAACUGCUCGCCAUCAUGGGUUCCUCCGGCGCCGGCAAGACCACACUCCUCAACACUCUGACUUUCCGUACUCCAAGCGGGGUGCUGUCCAGUGGCACUCGAGCUCUGAACGGCCAACCAGCUACCCCUGAGGCGUUGUCAGCACUGUCGGCGUAUGUACAGCAGCAGGAUCUGUUCAUUGGCACGCUGACUGUGAAGGAGCAUUUAGUUUUCCAGGCUAUGGUGCGGAUGGACAGACAUAUACCGUAUGCGCAGCGAAUGAGGAGAGUUCAAGAGGUUAUUACUGAGUUGGCGCUAACAAAAUGCCAGAACACAGUGAUAGGCAUCCCUGGCCGGCUGAAGGGUAUCUCCGGCGGGGAGAUGAAGAGGCUGUCCUUCGCUAGCGAGGUGCUUACGGAUCCACCGCUCAUGUUCUGUGAUGAGCCAACCUCGGGACUUGAUUCUUUUAUGGCGCAGAAUGUUAUACAGGUACUGAAAGGUCUCGCACAGAAGGGCAAAACGGUGGUGUGCACGAUCCACCAGCCGUCCUCGGAGUUAUACGCCAUGUUCGACAAGCUGCUCAUCAUGGCUGACGGGAAGGUCGCCUUCCUUGGAUCACCUGAUCAGGCUAAUGACUUCUUUAAAGACCUAGGAGCAGCGUGUCCUCCUAACUACAACCCAGCGGACCACUUCAUCCAACUCCUGGCGGGAGUGCCAGGCAGGGAGGAGACCACGCGCACCACCAUAGACACUGUCUGCACGGCAUUCGCGCGCUCUGAAGUCGGGUGCAAGAUUGCUGCAGAAGCUGAAAAUGCACUUUACUUUGAGCGCAAGAUAUCGCAGGGCUGGGCGGACCCGGCGUGGUCGGAAGCCACGGCUAUCAGAGCUCGUCGCUCGCCGUACAAGGCGUCGUGGUGCGCGCAGUUCCGCGCGGUGUUGUGGCGCUCGUGGCUCUCCGUUACUAAGGAGCCCAUGCUCAUUAAAGUGCGCUUCCUGCAGACUAUUAUGGUAUCGAUCCUGAUCGGCGUGAUCUACUUCGGGCAGCACCUAGACCAGGACGGCGUGAUGAACAUCAACGGCGCCAUCUUCAUGUUCCUCACCAACAUGACCUUCCAGAACAUCUUCGCUGUUAUUAACGUAUUCUGCUCAGAACUGCCAAUAUUUAUCCGAGAACAUCAUUCCGGGAUGUAUCGAGCCGACGUGUACUUCCUAUCGAAGACGUUAGCCGAAGCACCCGUGUUCGCGACGAUACCACUGGUGUUCACAACCAUAGCUUACUACAUGAUAGGGCUCAACCCUGAACCCAAGAGGUUCUUUAUAGCGUCCGGAUUGGCUGCCCUGAUCACCAAUGUUGCUACGUCGUUUGGCUACCUGAUAUCGUGUGCCAGCAACAGCGUGAGCAUGGCAGCGUCAGUGGGACCUCCCAUCAUCAUCCCCUUCAUGUUGUUCGGAGGCUUCUUCCUCAACACUGGUUCCGUCCCACCAUACCUGGGCUGGAUAUCGUACCUGUCCUGGUUCCACUACGGUAACGAAGCGCUGCUGGUCAACCAGUGGUCUGGAGUGGAAACUAUCGCCUGUACCCGGGAGAACUUCACCUGUCCAGCCUCUGGGCAGGUCGUCUUGGAUACUCUUAGCUUUUCUGAGGAUGACUUCACAAUGGACGUGGUGAACAUGAUUCUACUGUUCAUCGGCUUCAGAUUCUUGGCGUAUCUCGCACUCUUGUACCGCGCUCGCAGAGGCAAGUGAGUCUUAGGUACAAAACGCUGCGAGAAUGGGCCAUAUGAAGGAAGAAAGUUGAAUAAAUAGUGUAAUUAUUUAGCCUGUAAGGAGAAUGUCAAUGGAGAUUUUAUAAAUAAAACAAUUUAUACCGUUUU
Helicoverpa zea (corn earworm) is the source of this 2378-nucleotide messenger RNA. It is a transcript of the gene w, whose product is annotated as protein white. Gene Ontology annotation, cellular component: plasma membrane. The record is from RefSeq and is a predicted model, not a curated record. NCBI's taxonomy places the organism in Eukaryota, Metazoa, Arthropoda, Insecta, Lepidoptera, Noctuidae. The coding region runs from base 184 to 2250 and encodes 688 amino acids. The transcript is spliced from 13 exons. Gene Ontology annotation, biological process: transmembrane transport. Gene Ontology annotation, molecular function: ATP binding; ATP hydrolysis activity; ABC-type transporter activity.